AUGGCACCUGUGGUGAGUGCUGCACUUGGCGUGUUGGGUCCCCUGCUGGUCAAGCUCGCCGACCUGGUCGCCGGCAAGUUCGGCCGCGUGCGAGGUGUCCGCCGUGAGAUCAUGUCCCUCCAGUCCGAGUUGACCAGCAUGCAUGCCGCGCUCCAAGAAUACACGAUGCUAGACGACCCAGGCGUCCAGGUUAAGGCGUGGAUAUCGCUGCUCAGGGAGCUGGCCUAUGAUACCGAGGAUUGCAUUGACAAGUUCAUCCGCCGUGUCAGCAAUCGUGGGCGUCGCGGCGGCUUCAAGAAGCUCUUCCAUGACACCACUCGCUUCCUUAAGAUGCUAGAUUCUCGCUGUGGGAUCGCCAAGCAGAUCCACAAGCUGAAGGCUCGCAUCAAGCAUGUGAAAGAGCUCAAGGAUAGUUACAAGUUGAGUGAGACUUCUUGUAGCAAGACUGGGCAUGAGUCCGUGGAUCCUCGGUUGUGUGCUCUCUUUGCUGAGGAAGCACACCUUGUGGGUGUGGAGGGUCCAAGAGAUGAUCUUGUCAAGUGGAUGUUGAAGGAAGAAAAUAGCUCGACCAGGCAACCUAGAGUAUUGUCUAUCGUUGGAUUUGGUGGAUUGGGAAAGACAACAUUAGCAAAUGAGGAUGUAAUCUACAAAGUGCCUUUUCCUGAUGGAUUCACAAAAGAUAUUGAAAUUUGGGACGAAACGGCAGCCAUUUCCAAGCUAAGAGAAUUGCUACAAGAUAAAAGGUAUAUCGUCAUAAUUGAUGAUAUAUGGUGCACACAAGCAUGGAACACUAUCAAGUGUGCUUUCCCGGAGAAUAACCGUUCUAGCAGAAUUAUAACCACUACACGCAUUAUGGAUGUGGCAAGGUCAUGUUGUCCUUGUGGUGAUGACCAUGUGUAUGAAAUGGCAGCCCUAAGUGAUCUUCACUCCAAAAGUUUGUUUCUCAAAAGAAUUUUUGGCUCUGAGGACAACUGCCCUGAUAUGCUGAAAGAGGUUUCCAAUAAAAUCCUAAAGAAAUGUGGAGGCCUACCAUUGGCAAUUAUUAGUAUAUCCAGUUUGUUAGCAAAUAGUCCAGCUGUCAAGGAGGAGUGGGAGAAGAUUAAAAGAUCAAUUGGUUCUGCACUGGAAAAAGAUCGAAGUCUAGAGGGAAUGAGUAACAUACUAUCCCUUAGCUACAAUUAUCUUCCACCUGAUCUCAAGACUUGUUUACUGUAUUUAAGUGUAUUCCCUGAGGAUCGUGUGAUUGAUCGAAAGAGGUUAGUGAGGCGGUGGAUAGCGGAAGGAUUUAUCUCUGAAGAGCGUGGACAAAGCCGGCAAGAAGUCGCUGAGAGAUAUUUCUAUGAGCUUAUCAACAAAAGCAUGGUCCAGCCAGAGGACAUUUCCUAUGAUGGCAAGGCUCGUGCUUGCCGAGUCCACGACAUGAUGCUCGAAAUUAUUAUUUCAAAAUCAAACGAAAAUAAUUUCGUCAUUGUUGUAGGUGGCGGCGAAACGAGUUUUGCAAAUCAUCAGGGUUUUAUUCGGCGCCUAUCAGUCCAGCACCUUGAUCAUGAGCUUGCACAUUUACUCGCACAAGAAGAUCUUAGCCAUGUUCGAUCGCUAACAGUAACAUCAUCAACUUGCAUCAAACACUUGCCUAGUCUUGCUAAAUUUGAAGUUCCACGUGUACUAGAUUUUCAAGGUUGUCGGGGUUUGGAAGAAUAUGAUAUGAAUGGUAUUGGCAAAUUAUUCCAACUAAAGUACCUCAACUUCAGAGGCACGAGUAUAUCAAAGCUGCCAUCAGAGAUCAUGAUGCUACAUGACCUAGAGACCCUAGAUUUUGGAUAUACACAAGUGGGGGAGUUUCCAACUGGAUUCGUUCAGCUGACCAAACUACAACACCUAAUUGCUGGAGGUUGGACAACUAUGCGAAACAAGGUAGGGAAUAUGAGGAACUUACGGGAGAUAUCAGGCUUUAGUAUUACCCGGAGUCCAGCAGAUGCGGUGGAGGAUCUUGGAAACCUUCCAAGUUUGGUGGAAAUUGCUGUACAUCUCGAUGAUGGAGGAUCUGACGAGUUCAGGAGGCAUGCAGAAAUGUUACAUUCCUCACUGUGCAAGCUUGGUAGCUGCAAGCUCAGGUCUUUAUGGAUAAGUAGGUAUUGUGGUUCCCUCGAGUUCUUAGAAUCUUGGAACCCUCUGCCAUAUUCCCUUCAAGAAUUUUAUAUGUUCAGUGACUACUAUUUCACGGAAGUUCCGAAGUGGAUUGCUCCAGCACUCACCAGCCUUUCUUACCUAGAUAUCAAUUUGGCUGAAUUAACAGAGGAGGGCCUGCACACUCUUGGGGAGCUCCCGGCCUUACUUUGCCUAAAACUAUGCUGGAAAACAAAUCCAGAAGAAAGGCUUACAGUCCAGGGCACUGGAUUCCCAAGUCUAAUAAAGUUGGUGCUAUCUGAUCGGGCAUACAUUACAUUCGUGAAAGGGGCUAUGCCAAAGCUUCAGAACCUUAAGCUAUCAUUUGCUGUGUCAGUAGCAAAAGGUUAUGGCUUCUAUUUAGGCAUUGAGCAUCUCACAUGUCUCAAAAAAGUAAGGGUACUGUUUGUAACCAAAGGUUCAGAAAGCAAGGUUGCAGCUGCUGCAAUCUCUAAGGAAGCAGGUGCCCAUACCAACCGUCCUAUAGUUACCAUCAAUGGAAGACCAUAUGAAGAGGCUGCUAACAACGAGGAGAAGAACAAGGUGAAUGGCGACACUCCGAUUCAAGGGAAUUAA
Messenger RNA from Triticum dicoccoides, 2742 nucleotides. Its product is annotated as disease resistance protein PIK6-NP-like. Lineage: Eukaryota; Viridiplantae; Streptophyta; Magnoliopsida; Poales; Poaceae. Gene Ontology annotation, molecular function: ADP binding. The transcript has 3 exons. Bases 1 to 2742 code for a protein of 913 amino acids. The record is from RefSeq and is a predicted model, not a curated record. Gene Ontology annotation, biological process: defense response to other organism.